AUGCAGAUGGAGUAUUCUUCCACAAUGAAGUCUGAGACCGAGGCUCAGAUGGACCGACUCUACCCCUCCCUGCCCUGGACCCACAGGGGCAGCGAGACCGAGACCGAGACCAGCAGAGAGGCAGAGACCAGCAGAGGGACCGAGACCGAGACCAGCAGGGGCUCCGUGACCAAGACCAGCAGGAGAACCGAGACCAAAAGGUCCAGGUCCAGCUCGCAGAACCAGUCCUCGCAGAACCAGUCCUCGCAGAACCAGUCCUCGCAGAACCAGUCCUCGCAGAACCAGUCCUUGCAAUCCUCACUGAACCAUGAGGACACUGUGCCUCAUCGUCCCGGAUCUCCACCAGAAAACACUCAGAACCUGGAGUUCGCUGGAAAAAUGAAAGAGCAGAUCAGGGUGUUGGAAAUGCAGAAACUGGAGCUUCUUUCCAUAAAUGAGCGAUGGGCGAAGGAAUACCGCGUCAUGGUGCAUUACUACAAAGAAAAGCUGCACACUCACAAAGCCUCACUCCCUAAAGAGAGCAAUGAUCGGAGUGAAGACCUGGGCCACGUUUGCAAACUUAACUUACUCAUGGACAACACAACAACAGGAUGUUCUGAGGAACUGGUAAAAGCUCAAAGUGACGCAAGAGCACUACAGGAGCAGAACCGCACCUUGGCCAGAAGAGGGCAGCACCAGCGCAAGGAGAUCACACGCUUGAAUAAGGCUUUGGAGGAUACUUUUGUGACAACGUCAUCGUCACGGGAGAUGAGCCAUGAAACACUACAAGACUUAUGGAAAUAUCAGGCUGACGUCUACAAAGAAGACUUCCUGACAGAGAGGAAGGACCGAGAAGCUCUUCAAACUAAAUACUUAGCUCUGGAACAGAAAUACAAACGAGUCCGGAAUGAGCUGUACGUCGCCAGAAGCCAGGUGCCGUGUGCUCAGUGUGAAUGCACCUGCACACAUCCUGGGACCGAAGACCUGAAGCUGCAACAACGAAACACGUGA
Knipowitschia caucasica is the source of this 990-nucleotide messenger RNA. The record is from the annotation of a GenBank genome assembly. Lineage: Eukaryota; Metazoa; Chordata; Actinopteri; Gobiiformes; Gobiidae.